GGAUCAGUCUGCCCGAGGGAGUGGACCCCUCUUUCCUGGCAGCGCUGCCUGAGGAUAUCCGGAGGGAAGUGCUACAGAACCAGCUGGGAAUCCGGCCUCCGAACCGGGUGCGCGAGAGGGAGCGGGAGAGAGAGCGAGACCGGGAGAGAGAGAGAGCGACGGCAGCGACUGUAGCCACUGCUGUCGCUGCUGCUGCUGCUGCUUCUCUGGUGGGUACCCAGCCCGUCAGCGAGGUCAGCCCUGAGUUCCUGGCCGCCCUGCCCCCCGCCAUCCAGGAGGAGGUCCUUGCCCAGCAGAGAGUAGAGCAGCAGCGGCGAGAGCUGGCGCACACAGCGAACCCUGACACCCCGAUGGACCCGGUGACUUUUAUCCAGACCUUGCCCUCUGACCUGAGGCGCAGUGUGCUGGAGGACAUGGAGGACAGUGUCCUGGCUGUGAUGCCCCCGGACAUUGCUGCCGAGGCCCAGGCCCUGAGGAGAGAGCAGGAGGCCAGGCAGCGGCAGCUCAUGCACGAGAGGCUGUUCAGUCACAGCAGCUCCUCUGCCCUCUCUGCCAUCCUCCGCAGCACAGGUUUCACUGGACGGCUGGGAGGAAACCGAGGAGUGCAGUACACACGCCUCGCGGUGCAGCGAAGUGGGGCCUUUCAGUGGGGCAGCGGCAGCCAUAACAGAGCCUCGAGCAGCAGUAACGUGGACAGCCUCCUGCGCCUCCGCGGACGCUUGCUGUUGGACCACGAGGCCCUGUCCUGUCUGCUGGUGCUGCUGUUUGUGGACGAGCCGAAGCUGAACACCAGCCGCCUUCACCGUGUGCUGAGGAACCUCUGCUAUCACACCCAGACCCGCAACUGGGUCAUCAAGAGCUUGCUGUCCAUCCUGCAGCGGAGCAGCGAGAGCGAGCUGUGCAUCGAGAUCCCCAAACACCUGGAGGAGAAGGGCAAGAAGGUCAAGAGCUGCCUGGCUUCUCCCCCGCCCCCUCCUCCCCCUGGCACCGGAGCCCUAGCUCUACACGAACAGAAAACCCUGGACCUGCUCCACAAGGUGGAGGCCAAAGCCACCAGCCAGCUGUCGUGGCUCUCCGUGUCCAUGGACGCUGCUCUGGGCUGUCGCACCAACAUCUUCCAGAUACAGCGGUCGGGAGGGCGGAAGCAUUCGGAGAAGCAUCCCGGCUGUGGCUCCACCGUCCACAUCCACCCCCAGGCAGCUCCCGUGGUCUGUAGACACGUGUUAGACACCCUCAUCCAGCUCGCCAAGGUAUUCCCCAGUCACUUCACACAGCAGCGCAGUAAAGACAGCUGCGGGGAGACAGACAGAGAGAAGCUGGGGAGGCCGGCAGCGACCAGCCCUGGACAGGGCCAGGGCCAGGCACAGGGACAGAGCCCGAGCCCGGCCGGAGCUGGCUCCACCUCCAGCUCCAUCUCCACCGACUUCUGGGACCUUCUGGUCAAACUGGACAACAUGAACGUGAGCCGCAAGGGGAAGACCUCAAUCAAGGCUCUGCCUCUGCCGGGCAGCGAGGGGGAGAGCAGUCAAGGCAGCCUGGAGUCCUCGCCCCUGGGGCAGCUCAUGAACAUGCUCUCUCACCCCGUCAUCCGCCGCAGCUCGCUGCUCACCGAGAAACUGCUCCGUCUCCUCUCCCUCAUCUCCAUCGCCCUCCCCGACAACAAGGCCACGGAGAUCAGCCCCAACCACAGCAACAGCAACAGCCACAGCAACAGCCACAGCAACAGUAACAGCAGCGCCACCUGCCCCCCCCUCACAGCCACCCCCAACCCUAGCCUUACCCCCAACCCCAACCUCAGCGUCAACACAACAGCCAACGUCACUGCUACACCGACUCAGAAAGUGGCCAAGUCCCCGGCGAGGGUGGGGGAGACCGGCGGCAGCAGCAGCGACAGCAAAGCCCCCACCUCAGGCCUCACAGAGAAACAGCUCCAGCUGUCAGUGGAGGUGUUGACGUCACACUCGUGUUCAGAGGAGGGUCUGGAGGACGCAGCUAACAUCCUAUUACAGUUGUCCCGCGGGGAACCGGGAACCAGAGACACCGUCCUCAAACUACUACUGAGCGGAGCUCGGCAGCUCGGCUACACCCUGUGUCAGCAGAUAGGGACGCUGCUGGCUGAGUUACGAGAGUAUAACCUGGAGCAGCAGAGACGAGCUCAGGCUGACAGUCAGCCCCCAGAGCUCAGCCACGAUGAUCAGCCGCACAUGGCCAAACUGAAGGGCAAGAUGCUGAGCAGGUUCAACACGACAGAGAACGUGGUGAUUGUGGCUGCUCAGAAGCGACCUCUCGGAGGCCGGGAGCUGCAGUUGCCCUCCAUGUCGAUGCUCACGUCGAAAACCUCCACCCAGAAGUUCUUCCUCCGCAUCCUCCAAGUCAUCAUCCAACUGCGAGACGCCACGCGUCGGGCGAACAAAAAGGCCAAGCAGACGGGCCGACUCGGCUCCUCAGCUCUGGGCUCAGCCAGUAGUAUACAGGCAGCUGUGCGGCAGCUGGAAGCUGAGGCUGACGCUAUUAUACAAAUGGUACGUGACGGGCAGCGAACCAGAAGACAGCAGCAAUCAGCCAUGUCCGAGUCAAACCAGGCUGAGGCUGCCACUCGCAGAGAGGAAUCCCCGAUGGACGUGGAUGAACCAUUGCCGGCGAAUCCCGAGACACAGUCACUGGGCUCGGAGGCCAGCCAGGCCACGGAGCAGGACAAGGAGGAGGAGAAGGGUCCGGAUCUGCCGUUGCUCAGUGAGCAGCUCAGUCUGGACGAGCUGUGGGAUAUGCUCGGAGAGUGUCUGAAGGAGCUCGAGGAAUCACACGAUCAGCACGCAGUGCUGGUGUUACAGCCGGCUGUUGAGGCCUUUUUCCUUGUCCACGCCACGGAACGGGAGAGCAAGCCCCCAGUGAGGGACACGAGAGAGAGCCAGCUUGCACACAUCAAGGACGAGGCCCCACCUCUGUCCCCGGCCCCCGUCACCCCUGCCACCCCCUCCUCCCUCGACCCCUUCUUCUCCCGCGAGCCCUCCUCCAUGCACAUCUCCUCCAACCUGCCCCCAGACACACAGAAAUUCCUCCGCUUCGCAGAGACACACCGUACGGUGCUGAACCAGAUACUCAGACAGUCGACCACACACUUGGCUGACGGCCCCUUCGCGGUUCUCGUCGAUUACAUCCGGAUCCUCGACUUCGAUGUCAAACGCAAGUAUUUCCGGCAAGAGUUGGAGAGGUUGGACGAGGGGAUCAGGAAGGAGGAUUUGGCUGUACACGUCCGGAGGGAUCACGUCUUUGAGGAUUCGUAUCGAGAACUUCACCGAAAAUCUCCUGAGGAGAUGAAAAACAGACUGUACAUAGUGUUUGAGGGGGAGGAAGGUCAGGACGCUGGAGGUUUGCUCAGGGAGUGGUACAUGAUCAUCUCUCGGGAGAUGUUUAACCCUAUGUACGCCCUGUUCCGCACUUCCCCUGGGGACCGGGUCACAUACACCAUCAACCCCUGUUCUCACUGCAACCCCAACCACCUCAGCUACUUCAAGUUUGUGGGUCGUAUCGUAGCCAAAGCCGUGUACGACAACCGUCUCCUCGACUGUUACUUCACCCGCUCCUUCUACAAGCACAUCCUGGGCAAGUCCGUCAGAUACACGGACAUGGAGAGUGAGGAUUACCACUUUUAUCAGGGGCUGGUUUACUUGUUGGAGAAUGGUGUGGUCACACUGGGCUCUGAGCUCACGUUCAGCACCGAGGUUCAGGAGUUUGGGGUGUGCGAGGUGCGGGAGUUGAAAGCAAACGGAACCCACAUAAUCGUCAACGAAGACAACAAAAAGGAAUACGUCCAUCUGGUUUGUCAGAUGAAGAUGACGGGAGCCAUCAGGAAACAGCUGGCAGCGUUCCUCGAGGGAUUCUACGAGAUUAUUCCCAAGCGACUGAUCUCGAUCUUCACGGAGCAGGAGCUGGAGCUGCUGAUCUCGGGGCUGCCCACCAUCGACAUUGACGAUCUGAAAGGCAACACGGAAUAUCACAAAUAUCAGGUCAACUCCAUACAGAUCCAGUGGUUCUGGCGAGCGCUGAGGUCCUUUGACCAGGCCGACAGAGCCAAGUUCCUGCAGUUUGUGACGGGAACCUCCAAGGUGCCGCUGCAGGGUUUUGCUGCCCUCGAGGGAAUGAACGGCAUCCAGAAAUUCCAGAUUCACCGCGACGACAGGUCUACAGACAGACUGCCCUCCGCCCACACCUGCUUUAAUCAGCUGGACUUGCCAGCGUACGAGAGCUAUGAGAAACUGCGGCACAUGUUAUUGCUGGCGAUCCAGGAAUGUUCCGAGGGCUUCGGUCUGGCCUGAGACAGCGUCCAACUCUCCGGCAAACAAAACACACAGCAGAGGAUUCUUUUUUAUCAAACUGUAGAUUGUGCAUAACCUGCUAUCCUUGGGCUGAUCUCAGUACACACACACACAGUCACGCACACACUCACGCACACACACACACUC
Callorhinchus milii (elephant shark) is the source of this 4463-nucleotide messenger RNA. RefSeq names its product E3 ubiquitin-protein ligase HUWE1-like. Gene Ontology annotation, molecular function: ubiquitin-protein transferase activity. Lineage: Eukaryota; Metazoa; Chordata; Chondrichthyes; Chimaeriformes; Callorhinchidae. Gene Ontology annotation, biological process: Golgi organization; positive regulation of protein catabolic process; proteasome-mediated ubiquitin-dependent protein catabolic process. Gene Ontology annotation, cellular component: nucleus; Golgi membrane. The record is from RefSeq and is a predicted model, not a curated record.